Piliocolobus tephrosceles (Ugandan red Colobus) is the source of this 10517-nucleotide messenger RNA. RefSeq names its product schlafen family member 5 (gene SLFN5). NCBI's taxonomy places the organism in Eukaryota, Metazoa, Chordata, Mammalia, Primates, Cercopithecidae. Bases 215 to 2884 code for a protein of 889 amino acids. The record is from RefSeq and is a predicted model, not a curated record. The transcript has 5 exons.
GGAUCAACUUCUCUGCUCUGCACUUGGGAGGCUCCGUUUCCUGCUCGUGGAGGGAGACGCGCUGCAGAGGAGAACCCCGGCGGGUAAUGAAUCCCCCGCGCUUCUUUGCCCAGGCCUUCCCCAAACCUCCUCCAGUCUGCGCGGGUUCUCCUAUGGGACUGUGGUGAAGGCAAGGAGAACAUUUCAGAAUAGGAAUAGGCCAAGUGCUGAGAAGAUGAGUCUUAGGAUUGAUUCGAAUACAAACUUUCCGGAGUGUGUUGUAGAUGCAGGAAAAGUCAUCCUUGGGACUCGGCGGAGGCAGGAGAUGGACCCUCGCCUGCGGGAGAAACAGAAUGAAAUCAUCCUGCAAGCAGUAUGUGCUCUGCUGAAUUCUGGUGGAGGCAUAAUCAAGGCUGAGAUUGAGAACAAAGGCUACAAUUAUGAAAGUCAUGGAGUAGGAUUGGAUGUGCCUCCAAUUUUCAGAAGCCAUUUAGAUGAGAUGCAGCAAGAAAACCACUUUUUGAUUUUUGUGAAAUCAUGGAACACAGAGGCUGGUGUGCCACUUGCUACCUUAUGCUCCAAUUUGUACCACAGACAGAGAACAUCCACUGAUAUCAUGGAUUCUCAGGAAGCUCUGGCAUUCCUCAAAUGGAGGACUCAGACUCUUAUGAAUAUUAAUGUUUCCAAUUCAUUAAGUCCACAGGCAGCUCAGAGUAGUGUACAAUAUGAAGGUAACACAAAGGCCUUAGCUGCUGCUUUAUUUGAUAGAAAGCGGCUUCAGUAUCUGGAAAAACUCAACUUUUCUGAGUCCAAACAUGUUGAAUUUGUAAUGUUCUCAACAGACGUGUCACACUGUGUUAAAGACAGACUUCCGAAGUGUGUUUCUGCGUUUGCAAAUACUGAAGGAGGAUAUGUAUUUUUUGGUGUGCAUGAUGGGACUUGUCAAGUGAUCGGAUGUGAAAAAGAGAAAAUAGACCUUACUAGCUUGAGGGCUUCUAUUGAUGGCUGUAUUAAGAAGCUACCUGUCCAUCAUUUCUGCACACAGAGGCCUGAGAUACAGUAUGUCCUUAACUUCCUUGAAGUGCAUGAUAAGGGGGCCCUUCGUGGAUAUGUCUGUGCAAUCAAGGUGGAGCAAUUCUGCUGUGUGGUGUUUGCCAAAGCGCCUAGUUCCUGGCAGGUGAAGGACAACCGUGUGAGACAAUUGCCCACAAGAGAGUGGACUGCUUGGAUGAUGGAAGCAGACCCAGAUCUUUCCAGGUGUCCUGAGAUGGUCCUUGCGUUGAGUUUGUCAUCUGCCACACCCCGUAGCAAGACCGUGUGCAUUCAUAAGAAUUUGGAAUGUCUGAAAGAGCAGCAGAAACACUACUUCCCAGUAUUUUCAGACAGAGUGGUGUAUACUCCAGAAAGCCUCUACAAGGAACUCUUCUCACAACAUAAAGGACUCAGAGACUUAAUAAAUACAGAAAUGCGCCCUUUCUCUCAAGGAAUAUUGAUUUUUUCUCAAAGCUGGGCUGUGGACUUAGGUCUGCAAGAGAAGCAGGGAGUCAUCUGUGAUGCUCUUCUAAUUUCCCAGAACAACACCCCUAUUCUCUAUACCAUCUUCAGCAAGUGGGAUGCAGGGUGCAAGGGCUAUUCUAUGCUGGUUGCUUAUUCUUUGAAGCAGAAGCUGGUAAACAAAGGCGGCUACACUGGGAGGUUAUGCAUUACCCCCUUGGUCUAUGUGCUGAAUUCUGAUCGAAAAGCACAGAGCAUUUACGGUUCAUAUUUACAAAUUUACCCUGAAUCCUAUAACUUCAUGACCCCCCAGCACAUGGAAGCCCUGUUACAGUCCCUUGUGAUAGUCUUGCUUGGGUUCAAAUCCUUCUUAAGUGAAGAGCUGGGCUCUGAGGUUUUGAACCUACUGACAAAUAAACAGUAUGAGUUGCUUUCAAAGAAUCUUCGCAAGACCAAAGAGUUGUUUGUUCAUGGCUUACUUGGAUCAGGGAAGACCAUCUUGGCUCUUAAGAUCAUGGAGAAGAUCAAGAAUGUGUUUCACUGUGAACCGACUAACAUUCUCUACAUCUGUGAAAAUUACCCCCUGAAGAAGUUGGUGAGCAAGAAAAACAUCUGCCAGCCAGUGACCCGGAAAACCUUCAUGAAAAACAACUUUGAACACGUCCAGCACAUUGUCAUUGAUGACGCUCAGAAUUUCCGCACUGAAGAUGGAGACUGGUAUGGGAAAGCAAAGUUCAUCACUCAGACAGCAAGAGAUGGCCCAGGAGUUCUCUGGAUCUUUCUGGACUACUUUCAGACCAAUCACUUGAGUUGCAGUGGCCUCCCACCUCCCUCAGACCAGUAUCCAAGAGAAGAGAUCACCAGAGUGGUCCGCAGUGCAGAUCCAAUAGCCAAUUACCUACAACAAAUAAUGCAGGAAGCCAGACAAAAUCCUCCACCUAACCUCCCCCCUGGGUCCCUGGUGAUGCGUUAUGAACCUAAAUGGGCUCAAGGUGUCCCAGGCAACUUAGAGAUUAUUGAAGACUUGAACUUGGAGGAGAUACUGGUCUAUGUAGCGGAUAAAUGCCGUUUCCUCUUGCAGAAUGGUUAUGCUCCGAGGGAUAUUGCUGUGCUUUUCACCAAAGCAAGUGAAGUGGAAAAAUGUAAAGACAGGCUUCUAACAGCAAUGAGGAAGAGAAAAAUAUCUCAGCUCAAUGAGGAAUGUGAUCUGUUACUACAGGUCGGUGACGCAUUGGAUGUUCUGACCAAUCACAUUGUGUUGGACAGUGUCUGUCGAUUUUCUGGCCUGGAAAGAAAUAUCGUAUUUGGAAUCAAUCCAGGAGUAACCCAACAAGCUGGGGUCUACAAUCUUCUGCUCUGUUUGGCUUCUAGGGCAAAAAGACAUCUGUAUAUUCUGAAGGCUUCUGUGUGACAGGAAAACCCAAGCCUAAGAAACAAUUAAGUGAUUCUCAUCUCUAAUUAACUGUGAAACCAUUUGAUCCAAACAUGUAGGCACACACUCACUUAUUAAGUCACGUACUUUUCUAGGUGCUGGGGAUUGAGGACGAAUCGAUGUAAGAUUUCUCCUUUAGGGCAGAGACAUACCACUGACAAGUACAUAGAUAGACAAGGAAUUUCCCAUAGUAAUAAGGGAUAUCAGUAAUUAGAGGACCGUGAGACUCAGAGGGGUGUGUGUGUGUGUGUGUAGGUAGAUGGAGGGAGGGGGUGGUUAUUUUGGGUGGUCAGGGAAGUGUUCAGUAAGGGAAGAACUUGUCAUGAGAAUCUCUGAGUGUGCCAGGCAGACUCAGAUAUUUUCAUUACUUUUUAACAUGGCCGUGUGCAGAAAAGUUUGAAUGGGUUGUGCAGGGAGAAUGUGAAGGAUGGAGCGGGUAGCUCAUCUGGCCUUGUAUGUGCCAGGAACAGGAGAGACAUGUUUUGAAAUGUAAGAUCACAGGCUGUUUUUUGCAAGACCACAUUAUAUUACUUUAUUAUUUUCUGCUUUUUCUUUUAACGGCAUUAGUGUUUUUGAUCACUAUAUUUUAAAACGCUUUUUGUGUGCCUUUUGGUUAUUUGGAAUCUGUUCCUUAGCUCUAAUUUUUUAUUCUUAUGGAGCAUCUUAGGUUACUACAUGAAGGUAAGACUGCCACAGUCCCCCAGGGAGACACGAUGUGUUUUACUGAUUGAUUUGAAGAUGACAGAGGGCCUAGGGGGAUGAAUGUAUUGGACUCAAAGUUUGCAUUUUGUUUUUCCAUUUAAUUUAAUAAUCAACAAAACGACAAAGUCAGUUUAAUAUCUUUCUUCUGCUGAGUCUUCAGGAUUUUAGCUAGUCUUUCAAAAGUCAUUGCUACAAAAGUGCGUAUUUCUCAUUUCCCGUGGGUCUCUAGAAACUCUCUCAAUAUUUAAAGCCAAACAAAUUCAUCUUUUCUGAGAGACAGAAACUAAAAAAUUCAGAGUUAAUUCACUAUUAAAAGCAGCAAGGCCCUGCUAUUCCCCAAGAGUAAAGAAAUUUAAAAUUCUCAUUGUAAGAAGUAGGAACUUGAAGCUAGCGUUGGUUUAUUUCUGGCAGCUACUUACAAUAUUAAAAACUUUACUUUUUAAAUUUAAGACAGUUUCACAGGAAAGCAUGAAAUUAGUCUAUUGUGAAAUAUUUUUACAACUAACUUGGAAUAUACUGCAAAUCACUAGUAAGUAGAGACACAUUUAAGAUAAAAUGACUAAUAAAGCAGUUGGUAAUUCUGAAUAAAGAUCUGAAUAAAUCCAGAUCACAGACUGUUCCUUUACCAAUAUGUAAACGAAUGUGCAAAAUUGGUAAAAAUAUAGCCAAAAAUUUACCAGCAACAGAGAAGCAAAGAAUGGAGUUCAAACUUACACUAUAAACAUCUAAUAGAUAUGUGUGAAAAUUUAAAAACUGGAAUAGGUUGGGCAUGGUGGUUCAUGCUUGUAAUCCCAGGACUUUAGGAGGCUGAAGUGGGAGGACUGUUUGAGCUCAGGAGUUCAAGACCAGUUUGAGCAACAUAGCAAGACUCUGUCUCUACAAAAACAAACAAACAAAUAAAUAAAUAAAAUUAGCUGGGAAUGGUAGUGUGCACCUGGAGUCCUGGCUACUCAGAAGGCUGAGGAAGGAUUAUUUGAGCCCAGGAGUCUGAGGUUACAGUGAGCUGUGAUCAUACCAGUGCACCAGUCUGGGUGACAGAACAAGACCCUGUCUCUAAAAAAUAAAUAAAUAAAAUAAAAAAUAGAAUUUAAAAGUUUUAUAUAAAGGCAUAGCUACUAUCUCACCUGCCCAGUGUAGUCAUGAAUAGAUGUCACAUAAAGAAAAGAAAACCAGAAUUCUUGUUAAUAUGGCAAUUUGAAGGGUGGUGGUGGAGGUAUUGAGCAGGCAGCUCAGGGAAACAUCAGGGAGACCCUUGAGCACAAAAACUCCUGAUUGUCCCCAAGCAGUCUUCGUGGAUACAGGAGGGGUUUUCCAGGACUUCACGUGAAUUCAGUGAAGGGAGCUGUGUCUUAUUCCUGGAUGCUUUGCCUCCUUCAGGGAAGUCAGUGGAUUUAAUGGAAUUUCCUAGGCAACAAUAAAGAGUAGAAACCAGGUUAACAGCGAGACCCUCAUCUCACACCAGAUCAGAUCAGGCUACAGAAAAGUAGAUGGAAGACACCACCUAGGCCUCCAGCUACACACUGGAGAAGAAGCCAAACAAGUCUACUUCAUCUAAGAAAGUUGCCAAAGAGCCCUUCUAUACUAUCUUAGGGUAAAAAGAAAGACUCUACCCAGCUGCCCUGAGUAAGCAUUAGAAAGAUAAGUGGUCUGAUCAUUAGGCAGAAAGACAAUGGGGAAAAAUGUAGCAAAGAAACAUGGCAUGAACCAGAUGAAGAACCCAUCCUGAAAGGAUUAUAACUCAGGGUACAAAAGACAGCUCACCACAGGUUGGGCACAGUGGAUCACACCUGUAAUCCCAGCACUUUAGGAGGCCAAGGCAGGUGGAUAACCUGAGGUCAGGAGUUCAAGACCAGCCUGGCCAACAUGGUGAAAUCCUGUCUUUACUAAAAAGGCAAAAAUUAGCUGGGUGUGGUGGUGCACCCCUAUAAUACCAGCUACUCGGAAGACUGAGGCAAGAGAAUUGCUUGAACCAAGGAAGCAGAGGUUACAGUGAGCCAAGAUCGCACCAUUGUAAUCCAGCCUGGGCUACAAAGUGAGACCCUGUCUGAAAAAACAAACAAAACCUCCCCAUGGAUGUCUCAUGCCGUAGAAGAACUUGAGAAGUUCAUAAAUUCAGUAACACAAGAGUUGAAAGCCUGUCCCACUGUACCCAAGUUAUCCUUCUCUGAACUGCAGCCUAGAAACUCUCUACAAACAGUAAGCUGGGGCAGUCACAGAGGUGACCUCAUCUGUUUCCCACAUGCUGCAUUAGGACAGGGAUCAGGGAUCAGUAUCCUUCACUGACUGAUUUCCAAUAUCUUGAGAACUGUUGUUUCAUAUAUUUUGUCUGAUUUUGCAGUUGUUUCAGGAGGGAGGAUAAAUAUGGUCCCUGUUCCUCUAUCUUAACCAGAAGCAUCUAAGAAGGCAGUGAAACAACAUGUGUAUAGUUCUUAGGGAAAUAAAUUUUGACCUAAAAAUAUUAAACCUAUCAAAAUAUUAUUCUAGUACAAAGGCAACACAUGUGUAUUUUUGAACAUAAAAUAGUUCUAGAAAUAUAGGACCCAUGAAUCAUUCUUGAAGAAAAAUUACUUAGUAAGGAAAUCUAGAUAAGCAAGCAAUAUGUGAAAAUAAAAGAUUAUUGCAAUUGGGCCAAAGUUAAGUUUAAAUCCAUUCACAUGUAUAUAAUUAAGAUAUGUAGGAAUUAUAAUUACAGAAAAGAAUGUUACAAACAUAUCAGAUAGAUUCUUCUGUUUCAAUCCAUAAAACCAGGGUUUGGAUCAUUUAAACAAACAAACAAAAGUAAUUUAUUGGAAUCAUUAGGGAGGACCUGAUAGAAUAAAAGGACAAGCUGACCAAAUAGGCCUUAGAGGGGAGAGGUGCCUGGGAAGUUACAAGGACCUACGUGGCAGGGGUGACUCGGCCACAGUCAUUUUCUUUACUUGAUUUAAGAAGGUUAAAUUACAGUGAGAGAGUUGCAUUAUCUAGUUUGCAUACUGUACUCAACUCUUAGCCCGCAAAGGGCAAGUUCCUUGGUUGAAAAAUUUCCACAAAACAUGAUGUAAAGUGGAAAGAUGUUCCCCCAAAGAAUAUCAGUAGGAUGAAAGGAUGUUGGAUACAUCAAAACAACAAAUAUCCAUUAUAGCAAUUAACAAAAGUUAGGGAGUGGGGAAGUUUGAGUGCUAAUAUGUAUUUCAAAACAACUUUAAAAAUGGGUCCAAACAUUUUAUGCUUUUUGCAAUUUAGUCAUUUUAAUAUUAGAUAAAUCUUCCUGUAACUAAAAGUUCUUGAGUUAAAUAAAAAUAUUCUGCAGUUCAGCUCUUCCUUCAAUUUUAUUAGUUGCUUUUUCUUUCAUUCAAGUGAAAUAAAUGUAAAAAUAAUUUCAAAAUAGUAUGUAAAAUAGUAUGUUCACAUUAUUUGAUUUAACAUAAUUCUAUCUAGCUGUUCUUAUAUUUUCUGUGAUAUAUUUUUAAAGCUUUCUGGAAUAUUAUUAAUCUUGAUUUCUAGUUGAUGAGUUUAUGAGUGAUUUGUUGCUUCCUUUUCUCUUUCAGUAUUGCUAGAAUUAAUUUUAUUGACUUUGCACCUUUGUGUAAAAACCUUGAAGGUCACAUGCUGAAAUUGCCCUCUACUAAAACAAACUCAUAGUAAUAAUGGGGAAGAUAUUUUAAAGCAUUGCCAUAAGCAUAGCCAUCCUCACAAACAAGAAAAGCACCUCUCCAUGAACUAACACCUAUGAGGCAUUCGUACAGGUAGGGAAGAGCUAGGUAAACCACAGUAAUACACUGAGGCUGGCACCGCCACAGGCCAAGACAACCGUUGUCACAAAGCCAGGAAAGAAUCUUCCAGUCAGAAAGUGUUGCCAUGAGGCUGAGGCCAAAUUCAUUUUGCCCCCAGUUGGCCAGACCAAGGACUAGAACUAAAAUACUCAUACCUCAGGGUUUGUCAGCAUUGGCACUGUUGGCUUUUUGGGCUGGACAACCCUUUAUUGUGAGAGGCUUCUCUACGCACUAUAGGAUGUUUAGCAGCAUCCUUGGCCCUACUCCCUAGAUGCCAGUAGCAAAUCCACCACCCUCCCUCCCCUACCCCAGGGUUGGUUGUCUGUUGUGACAACUAAAAAUGUCUCCAGAUAUUGCCAAAUGUCCCUUGGGGGGUAAAAUCACCACCACCAUACCUCUUUUGACUAAAAGAGUUUCCAGAAUAGUGGCAGAAUAUAUAGAUCAAGCAUAACACAUUACAGUCAAGAUUCAGAACAUCAAAGAUUCUUUUUUAAUCCUAAAAGGAAAAGUUUAGAAAAUCUACAAAAGAAGAGUGAAUUUGACAAUAAUUAUUUCAGUAACAAGAGUAGAUGUAAGCAGAAUACAGGCAGCAUAUUCAAACUGCUGUGGAAAGACAACAUCGAACCUAGACUUCUCUACCCAAACUCUCAUUCAGAGUCAAGGGCAAAAUAAAUAGAUUUUCUGAUUUGGAACAAGUACAAAUAAUGUACUUACAUUAUUCAUCUUCAUAUAGGGAUGGGCUAUAAGUGAUUUUUAAAAAACUUCCUGUUUGUUCCAAGUCAGAAAAACUAUUCAUAUAGGGAUGGGCUAUUAGCAAGAGUAUGUGAACAAUGUACUCUAACAAGAAAAAAAAUGAAUUGAGGAGAAAGUAGUGGUUUUAAGAAGGAAAGGAGAACAAAUAAAUUAGUGAAAUAUAUGUUAAGUCUAUACAUAUUAUUUUCUAAUUGCCUAUUAUGUGAGACUACAUGUAAUUAGAAAAUAUGAUGAAAGAAAAAGCCAUAUUAUAAUUCCAACAAAAAGAUAAAACAAUUAAGAAUAACUGCAAGAAGAAAGUAUAAGUUCUGCAAGAAUAAAACUAUACAAUGAAACUGAAGAGCACAAAAAAGAACUUAAACAGAUAAAAAGCAGACCACUUUUUGGAUAAGAAGAUUAAAAGUUAUAAAUAUAUCCAUUUUCACUAAGUUUAUCUAUAUAUUCAGUGUAAUCCCAAUAAAAAUGCCAACAGCUUUUCCCCAAUAGCAUUGAAAUGAUUUUAAAAUGUAAUGAAGGCCAAGCAUGGUGGCUCACGCCUGUAAUCCCUGCACUUUGAGAGGUCGAGGCAGGUGAAUUGCCUGAGUCCAGGAGUUCAAGACCAGCCUGAACAACAUGGUGAAAUCCUGUAUCUAUUAAAAAUGCAAAAAAUUAGCUGGGUGUGGUGGUGCGCACCUGUAGUCCUAGCUACUUGGGAGGCUGAGGUGGGAGAAUCACCCAAGCCUUGGGAGGUCAAGGCUGUAGUGAGCCAAAAUCACAUCACUGCACUCCAGUCUGGGCAGCUAGAGUGAGACCCUGUCUCAAAAGAAAAAAUAUAUAUAUAUUGGAAACUGCAAGGCAAGGAUAUCCAAGAAAAAUCUAGAAAAGAAGAAACCUGAGUGAGUUAGCAUGACCAAAUGUUAAAACAUCUUAUAAAGCUACAAUAAUUAAAACAAUGUGGUGCUGAUGUGUGGAGGGUCAAUGGAACAAGAUGGAAUGACCAAAAGUAAACUUAAAAUACAUGUUGAAAUGUAUUAACAGCAUAUGUUAAAGGUGGCAUUCAAGUUAAUUGGGGAAAGAUGGAUUAUUCAAUAUAUGAUUAACAACUCUGGUACCUAGCUAAAACAAAUUUAAGCUUGGGCCAUACCUCAGACUAAAUACCAAAAUAAAUUCCAGGAGGACCAAGUGUUUAAAAGUAAAAAUAUGGAAUCAUGGAAGUGCAUGAAGAAAAAGUAGGACUUAAAAAAAUAAUAAUCUCAGCCUGGGGAAGUUCUAAGUAUGGCCCUCAAUCAGAAACCAGGAAGGAAAAUAUUGACUAUUUUAAACAAAAUUAUCUCUGUACCAAAAACAGCAUAAAAGAUCAAGAAACAACACACUGGGAAAAGAAUAGCAACAAAUAUCACAGCCAAAUAGUUAAUUUCUUAUUUUCAAAAAAUAGCUUCUACAAAUCAAAGAUAAAAAUUCUAAGUUCUCAAAGAAAAAAUGAGCAAAGGAUUUGACAGGUGGUAGAAUACAGAAAAGGAAUUUAAAAUAGCUUCUAAACAUAUGGAAUCAUUACUCAUGAUAGCAGAAGUAUCAAUUGACAAAACUAUUCAGGUUGGUAACACACUGUUUGGCAGGGGAAAAGCACUUCCAUGCAUUGCUGUAAAUUGGUACAACUUCUACUGAGAAAAAUCUGGCAGUAGUUAUCAAAAUUGUAAAUCCUUCUAUCUCUUUCUCUAGCAAUUUCUCUUUUGGGAAUUUAUUCUACAUAUAUAUUCAAACAUGUGUGAAAUGCUCCUAUACAGGUUAUUGAAUUUCACUUUAUUCCUAAGAGCAGAAGACUGCAAAAUAGUAAGUGUCUACCCAAAAGGGUUUAAGGGAUUCGUUUUUGGCAUAUCAGCACAUGAUAAUACUAUGAAGCCGUAGAAAAGGGAGAUCUCUAUAUGUAUUGAUGUGGGGCUGUCUUUAAGAUGUACUGUGGUGUUGAACAAAGCAACAUGCUGAAAAUGUCUUAUUCUUGUAGAAUCAAUAUAGGUAUGUGCUUGUAAAUGCAGUAAGUAUUUUGGAAGUAUACCUAAAAAAGUAGUACAGUGUUUGACUCCAGGAAAGAGCAGAUGGGUGCCAGAGUGAAAAAAGAUAGAUUUUGCUUCUUACGACUUUUGGAUUCUGUACCACAUAACAAUUUUGAUGUAAAUUUUGCUGUGUGUGGUUUUACUUGUUCAUGUAAUGAUUUUAUAAAUUACUCUUUUAGUUUUCUAUCAAUCAAUAUCCUGGGAUAAACCCCUCAUGAUCAUAAUGAAUAAUGAUGUGUGGAGAGUGGGGAGGGGUUGAAUUUUAAAAGUGCAGAAAAUACAAAAAGUGUUUAUAUAUACAGGGGGUGUUAACAUUUUUAUAUUUGCUUCAAGCAUUUUUUAAAAAAAUAAAAGAAAUGCAAUAUUGCAAUUAAA